Messenger RNA from Melopsittacus undulatus (budgerigar), 1119 nucleotides. RefSeq names its product pyrimidinergic receptor P2Y4 (gene P2RY4). Gene Ontology annotation, cellular component: plasma membrane. Gene Ontology annotation, biological process: transepithelial chloride transport; G protein-coupled receptor signaling pathway. Gene Ontology annotation, molecular function: G protein-coupled UTP receptor activity; G protein-coupled purinergic nucleotide receptor activity. The transcript has a single exon. The record is from RefSeq and is a predicted model, not a curated record. Lineage: Eukaryota; Metazoa; Chordata; Aves; Psittaciformes; Psittaculidae. Bases 7 to 1119 code for a protein of 370 amino acids.
GAGGACAUGGCCACUCCAGUGAGGACGUUCCCAGUUGCCCUGUGGACACCGACACCGGCUCCCUGGUUAGGAGGAAACACCACCGCAGAGGCAAAGUGUGUCUUCAAUGAGGAGUUCAAGUUCAUCCUGCUGCCCAUCUCCUAUGGCAUUGUCUUCGUGGUGGGGCUGCCCCUCAACUCCUGGGCCCUGUGGAUCUUCAUGUCCAGGAUGAGGCCCUGGAAUGCCACCACCACCUAUAUGUUCAACCUGGCUGUCUCUGACACCCUCUAUGUCCUCUCCCUCCCUACCCUGGUCUACUAUUAUGCUGACCGCAACAACUGGCCCUUUGGGCAGUGGCUCUGCAAGAUGGUGCGUUUCCUGUUCUAUGCUAACCUGUACAGCAGCAUCCUCUUGCUGACGUGCAUCAGUGUUCACCGCUAUGUGGGUAUUUGCCACCCCAUCCGCUCCCUGAACUGGGUGAAGACCAAGCAUGCCCGCAUCAUCUGUGUGGGUGCCUGGCUUGUCGUCACCAUCUGCCUCAUCCCCAACCUCAUCUUUGUCACCACCAGCUCCAGGGGCAACACCACCUUGUGCCACGACACCACCAAGCCUGAGGAGUUUGACCAUUACGUGCACUACAGCUCCUCUGUCAUGGCCCUCCUCUUUGGGGUCCCCUUCCUGGUGAUCGUCCUGUGCUACUGCCUGAUGGCCAAGAGCCUUGGCAAGUCGAGCUUGUCCAGCCCCAGCCCCCGGAUGCCCUCCUACAAGAAGCGCUCCAUCAAGAUGAUCAUCAUUGUGCUCACUGUCUUUGCCCUGUGCUUUGUGCCCUUCCACAUCACCCGCACCAUUUACUACACCUCCCGUUACUACCAAGCCAGCUGCCAGACCCUCAACAUCAUCAACUUCACCUACAAGAUCACUCGGCCCCUGGCCAGCAUCAACAGUUGCCUUGACCCCAUCCUGUACUUCAUGGCUGGGGACAAGUACCGGGGGCAGCUGCGCCGGGGGCCAGCCCAUCGCCUCCGGCCCGUGCCCACCUGUGACCUGGCACUGGUGUCCCCCUCCAUGGAGAGCAUCCUGGGGGGCACUCCCAGUGACUCCUGUGGGACUGGGACAACUGGGAGGAGAGGGGGGUGCUGA